AUGUCCGCCGACACCAUCAGUAACCCUCAGCCCGCCAGCGAGUCCAAGAGCGCUCGCAAGAAGCGUGAGAAGGCCGAACUCGCCGCCGCCCAAGCACCCGCCCAGACCCAGCAAGACAGUGAUGGCCAGAAGACUCCGACUCCUGAUGUCGCAGACACCAACGGCGAUGCCUUCGAGAGUUCCUAUGUCAAGGAACUUCAGAAGAACAUCCGCAAUGUGAACAAGAAGCUUAACGCCAUGACUAAGUUGGACUCGAUCCUCGCCGAGAACCCUGGCAAGUCUCUGGACGAACUUCUUGCUUCGCGCAAGAUCAACGCCGACCAAAAGGCCCAAGCCUCGAAGAAGCCCGCCCUCCAAGCCUCGCUCGCCCAGCUCGAAGAACAGAUCGCCCAGUACAAGAAGGUCGAUGCCGACUACCAGUCGCGCAUGUCCGCUCAGCACUCGCACCUGACUUCGUCUCACCAGGCCGAGAUCGAGAAGCUGAAGGCUGAUCUCAAGGACCAGCUCGAGGAACAACUCAACUCUGCCCUGCGCCAGAAGCUACUCACCUUCAGCCAGUUCCUCAGAGCUGCCGCUGCCAAGCGUGUCAUUGAAGAGGAGGCUGACUCUGAUGAGUCCAAGGCAUUCGAGGGUGCUCUUUUGCUAGUCUACGGAGGUGACGACAAGGCCGUCGAUGCCGUUAUGAACCUGAUCCAGGGUUCUGACGAGCAGGUCCCUUCGGUUGAGGGCGAACUCUUGCCCGUCAAGUACUCGCAGGUCAAGCAAGCCGCUGUCGGAUUUGGCGCCUUCCCUGGCGAGGAGUCUGCACAAGAGGAGACCCCUGCCGAGUCCACUGACGCUCCCGCUGUCCAGCCCGAGGAUACUAUCCCUUCCAGCGAUCCCACCAUCGCCCACGCCGGUCUCACCGAGCUCGGUCUGAACCAGCCCGCAGAGGAGGAAAAGCCCGUUGUCGCUGCCGAAGACCUGCCCAUCGCCGAGGCAUCCAUUGACGACGGUUCCGCCAACAAGUCAGCCGAGACACAGUGGGACAACGCCGCUGCCACCGCCGGUAACGACGAACAGCUUGACGACUCUUUCGAGAUGGUCCCCCGUCCCGCCGACGAGACCGAGGCUGUCCACGAGCCCGCCCAGCCGCAGUCGACCAGCUCCUGGGCCGAUCAGACCUCCGCAAACGCCACCGCUACCGAGGCCGCUGCUGAGAACAACAACACUACCAACGGUCUUGCUUCGACCGAUGCCGAGGGCUACCAAUCUGUCGAGAGACGCGGAGGAAGAGGCGGACAAGGCCGUGGAGGUCGUGGACGCGGUCGUGGUGGACCUAGAGGAGGUGCUCGCGGCAACUUCAGAGGCCGUGGCGAGGGUCAAGGUCGCGGCCGUGGCGGCCGCGGCGGUGCCCCUCAGCCCCAGGCAUAG
Molecule: messenger RNA, 1413 nt
Organism: Aureobasidium namibiae CBS 147.97
Lineage: Eukaryota; Fungi; Ascomycota; Dothideomycetes; Dothideales; Saccotheciaceae
Exons: 4
Coding region: 1-1413 (470 amino acids)
Source: RefSeq, a predicted model, not a curated record